Molecule: messenger RNA, 814 nt
Organism: Brassica napus (rape)
Lineage: Eukaryota; Viridiplantae; Streptophyta; Magnoliopsida; Brassicales; Brassicaceae
Product: membrane protein PM19L
Exons: 4
Coding region: 119-631 (170 amino acids)
Source: RefSeq, a predicted model, not a curated record
GCAGAGAUCUUGUGAUUAUCCCAAGACAGGAACACAUAGACAAGGAUAUUGUCAGGUUUUCUUACAAGUCUUUUUUAUCUCUUGUCGGAAAACUCAGAUAAUCGGAUAGGCAAUCAUAAUGGCUUCAGGAGGAUCAAAGUCGGCAGCUUUCAUGCUUCUGUUGCUGAAUCUUGGCCUCUAUUUUGUAGUCACCGUCAUCGCUUCCUGGGCUGUUAAUCACGGCAUCGAGAGAGCUCGCGAGUCCGCGUCGGUGCUGUCUCUCCCGUCAAAGAUCUUCCCGAUAUACUUCCCGGUGGGGAACAUGGCGACUGGCUUUUUCGUAAUAUUCUCGUUGAUCGCCGGGGUCGUCGGAAUGGCGACGUCACUCAGCGGGAUCAUGAACGUUCUUGAGUGGGACUCUCCGAAUCUCCACUCUGCCGCCGCUUCCUCUCUCGUCUCCUGGUCGCUCACUCUCCUCGCCAUGGGAUUGGCUUGUAAGGAGAUCAAUAUCGGCUGGACCGAAGCCAAUCUAAGAACUCUUGAAGUGUUAACAAUAAUUGUAAGUGGUACUCAGUUGUUGUGUACCGGAGCCAUUCACGUCGGAGUUGGAGAAACAGUCGCCGCGGAGAGGCCUCAUGCGGGAAGGGUUUGAGUUUCAAAAAUUAAGAGAACAGUAUAAUUGUUUGGUUUGGUAUACUCAAAACAAGAGUUUGUGGUCGUGUGUGUUGUGUUGUGUGUUGGUUGUUUUAUUCUCAUCUUCUUCUUUUUUUGUCUUUUCUACACCUUGAUUGUAUACGGCGCUAUCUGAAAUAUGAAUUAAUAUCAUUGCUGAAAA